Pseudomyrmex gracilis is the source of this 6680-nucleotide messenger RNA. RefSeq names its product myosin heavy chain, non-muscle (gene zip). Lineage: Eukaryota; Metazoa; Arthropoda; Insecta; Hymenoptera; Formicidae. The record is from RefSeq and is a predicted model, not a curated record. Gene Ontology annotation, cellular component: myosin complex. The transcript has 9 exons. Gene Ontology annotation, molecular function: cytoskeletal motor activity; actin filament binding; ATP binding. The coding region runs from base 344 to 6181 and encodes 1945 amino acids.
GCAGUGGUGUUGGCGAUGCCGUCGUCGCACAUUCGUUUUUGACUCGCCGUUGAUCGCGGAUCGUGGCGACAGCUAGUAGCGGCAGUCGCCGUCGCACGUCGUCGUUUGGGCUCGGUCGGAGAUUAUCGGUUGCGUGUCGCGAUACGCGUGGUACAAAACGGGAUAGUUUUGUUGUAGUAGCGAGGAGAGACGGACGGAGGACGCUGGUUUGGUGCGUGAGGAAAAUAAAAUUUAAGGGCACGGAGAGAGAACGCAAAGAGGAAAACGAGAGAAGAGAAGAAGCAGCAACGGCCGCAGCAGCAGCAGCAGCAGCUUUGCCGCGUCGUGUGUGCGCUAAACAAAGAUGGCGGACUUGGACUCGAGGGUAGACCGGUCCGAUCCUGAACUGCGCUUCUUGUCGGUGGACAGGAACAGUUUCAACGAUCCGGCCACUCAAGCGGAAUGGACGCAAAAGAAGCUGGUUUGGGUGCCGCACGAGACCCAGGGCUUCGUCGCCGCUGGCAUCAAGGGCGAGCGCGGCGACGAGGUCGAGGUGGAGAUCGCCGAGACCGGCAAACGUGUGCUCGUCGCGAAGGACGACAUACAGAAGAUGAAUCCGCCCAAAUUUGACAAGGUCGAGGACAUGGCGGAGCUCACCUGCUUGAACGAGGCCUCCGUUCUGCAUAACCUCAAGGACCGGUACUAUUCCGGACUGAUUUACACAUAUUCUGGCCUCUUCUGCGUCGUAGUAAACCCCUACAAGAGACUGCCAAUAUACACAGAAAAGAUCAUGGAAAGGUACAAAGGUAUCAAGAGACACGAGGUGCCGCCGCACGUUUUUGCUAUUACCGAUACGGCUUAUCGUUCAAUGUUGCAAGAUCGCGAAGACCAGUCGAUUUUGUGCACUGGCGAGUCCGGAGCCGGCAAAACCGAAAACACGAAGAAAGUGAUUCAAUAUUUGGCCUACGUGGCCGCGUCGAAACCCAAGUCCAACGCGACUCCGAGCCCGGCAUUAAUCAUAGGUGAGCUCGAGCAACAGCUUCUUCAGGCAAAUCCAAUUUUAGAAGCUUUUGGCAAUGCGAAAACAGUGAAGAACGAUAAUUCGUCUCGCUUCGGUAAAUUUAUAAGAAUAAAUUUCGACGCGUCUGGUUACAUAGCUGGCGCAAAUAUCGAGACAUAUCUGUUAGAAAAAUCCAGAGCCAUACGGCAAGCGAAAGAUGAACGAACUUUCCACAUAUUCUAUCAACUUUUAGCGGGUGCCUCGCCGGAACAAAAGAAGGAAUUUAUACUGGAAGAUCCGAAGCACUAUCCCUUCCUGUCGAACGGAGCUCUGCCUGUUCCAGGCGUUGACGAUACCGCCGAAUUUUUCUCCACUGUAAAAUCGAUGCACAUCAUGGGCAUGACCAACGAGGAUUUCUCUUCCAUCUUCCGUAUCGUUUCCGCCGUGAUGUUGUUCGGAUCGAUGCAGUUCCGUCAGGAGCGGAAUUCUGAUCAAGCAACGUUACCUGACAACACAGUGGCGCAGAAGAUCUCUCAUCUGUUAGGUCUGAGCGUAACAGAAAUGACAAAGGCUUUCUUAAAGCCGCGCAUUAAAGUCGGUCGCGAUUUCGUGACAAAAGCGCAAACAAAGGAGCAAGUAGAAUUCGCCGUGGAGGCGAUUUCGAAAGCCUGCUACGAGAGAAUGUUCCGUUGGUUGGUGAACAGAAUCAACAGAUCCCUGGACAGAACAAAGAGACAGGGUGCCAGUUUUAUUGGUAUACUCGAUAUGGCUGGUUUUGAGAUAUUCGAGUUAAACUCUUUCGAGCAGUUGUGCAUCAAUUACACAAACGAGAAGCUGCAACAAUUGUUCAAUCACACGAUGUUCAUUUUGGAGCAGGAAGAAUAUCAGCGUGAGGGUAUCGAGUGGAAGUUCAUUGAUUUCGGUUUGGAUCUACAACCGACGAUCGAUUUGAUCGAUAAACCGAUGGGUAUUAUGGCACUUUUGGAUGAGGAAUGUUGGUUCCCCAAAGCAACGGACAAAACGUUUGUUGAAAAGCUAGUGGGCGCUCACAGCGUUCAUCCUAAGUUUAUGAAGACCGACUUUCGCGGUGUGGCCGAUUUCGCGAUCAUUCACUACGCCGGCAAAGUGGAUUAUUCCGCUGCCAAGUGGUUGAUGAAGAAUAUGGAUCCGUUGAACGAAAACGUUGUCAGUCUGCUACAAGCCUCGCAAGAUCCGUUCGUGUGUCACAUCUGGAAAGACGCCGAGAUCGUUGGCAUGGCACAACAAGCGCUCACGGACACUCAGUUCGGUGCGAGAACGAGAAAAGGUAUGUUCAGAACGGUUUCACAACUGUACAAGGAACAGCUGGCCAAGCUGAUGGAGACGCUGCGCAACACAAAUCCAAACUUCGUCAGAUGUAUAAUUCCGAAUCAUGAGAAGAGAGCCGGUAAAAUUGACGCUCCGCUCGUGCUGGACCAGCUGCGGUGCAACGGAGUGUUGGAGGGUAUCCGCAUCUGCCGGCAAGGCUUUCCGAACAGAAUACCUUUUCAAGAAUUUAGGCAGCGUUAUGAGCUUCUUACUCCAAAUGCCAUUCCCAAGGGAUUUAUGGAUGGGAAGAAGGCUUGUGAAAAGAUGAUUCAAGCAUUGGAGUUGGAUCCGAAUCUUUAUCGCGUUGGACAAUCCAAGAUCUUCUUCCGUGCUGGAGUGUUGGCACAUCUCGAGGAAGAGAGAGACUACAAAAUUACGGAUAUAAUAGUCAAUUUCCAGGCUUUCUGCCGUGGAUUUUUGGCUAGACGUAAUUAUCAGAAACGUCUGCAGCAACUUAACGCAAUCCGCAUUAUUCAGAGGAACUGCGCGGCCUAUCUGAAGCUGCGCAACUGGCAAUGGUGGCGACUAUAUACGAAAGUAAAACCUUUGCUGGAGGUCACCAAGCAAGAGGAAAAGCUCACGCAAAAAGAGGAUGAAUUAAAGCAGCUUCGUGACAAGUUGGAUCUACAGCUGCGUCUAGCUCAGGAAUACGAACGCAAAUAUCAGCAGUCGAUGGAAGAGAAAACCAUGUUGGCCGAGCAACUGCAAGCGGAAGUCGAGCUCUGUGCGGAAGCCGAGGAGAGUCGAGCUAGGCUGGCCGCGAGAAAGCAAGAACAGGAAGAAGUUUUGCACGAUAUGGAAGCGCGUCUCGAAGAAGAAGAAGAGAGAAGCGCCGCAUUGACUCAAGAAAAGAAGAAGUUACAAUUGAAUAUUAGCGAUUUGGAAGAGCAAUUAGAAGAAGAAGAAGCUGCCAGGCAGAAACUUCAAUUAGAAAAGGUCCAAUGCGACGCAAAAAUCAAGAAAUUAGAGGAAGAUCUCGCUCUCUCGGAAGAUACGAAUCAAAAAUUACUGAAAGAGAAGAAAAUUCUUGAAGAGCGCGCCAACGAUCUUUCACAAACUUUGGCGGAAGAAGAAGAGAAGGCAAAACACUUGUCAAAAUUGAAAGCCAAGCACGAAGCUACAAUAGUCGAACUUGAAGAAAGGCUUUUCAAAGAUCAUCAACAGCGGCAAGAAGUAGAUAGAUCCAAGAGAAAGGUCGAGACUGAGGUUUCGGAUCUGAAGGAGCAAUUGGCCGAGAGGAAAACGCAAGUCGAGGAACUGCAACUCCAACUUGGCAAACGUGAGGAAGAACUCAAUCAAAUCAUGGCAAAGAUGGAUGAGGAAGGUGCUGCGAAGGUUCAAGCUCAGAAGGCGCUCAGAGAAUUAGAAUCGCAAUUGGCUGAACUUCAGGAAGAUUUGGAGGCCGAAAAAGCAGCCAGAGGAAAAGCAGAGAAACAGAAGCGCGAUCUGAACGAGGAACUCGAGGCGCUGAAGAACGAAUUGUUGGAUUCUUUGGACACUACUGCUGCUCAACAGGAGUUGAGAAGCAAGCGAGAACAAGAACUUGCGACGUUGAAAAAGAAUCUUGAAGAAGAGACAUCGCAACACGAAGGCACACUCGCCGAUAUGCGUCACAAACACACACAAGAAUUGACUUCUCUGAACGAACAGAUGGACGCCUUGAAAAAGACAAAAGCAACUCUGGAGAAGGCGAAAGGAUCUUUAGAAGCCGAGAAUGCCGAUUUAGCUACCGAAUUAAGAUCAGUCAGUGCGAGCAGACAAGAAUCUGAUCGUCGUCGUAAACAGGCAGAGCAACAGCUGGCAGAAAUUAACGCCAAACUAGCCGAAGUAGAGCGAAAUAAACAGGAACUGGUUGAAAAGGUGACGAAAUUGCAACAAGAGGCGGAGAAUGUAAUGCAACAAUUGGAACAUGCCGAACUGAAAGCAUCUGCGGCCUUGAAAGCAUCGACUACUUGCGAGUCUCAAUUUACCGAGCUUCAACAGCAAUUGGAAGAGGAAACCCGGCAGAAACUGGCUCUCAGUUCUAAGCUGCGUGCAUUGGAGAGUGAGAAGGAAAGUCUGCAUGACCAACUCGAAGAGGAGGAGGAAGCAAAGCGUGCCUUGGACAAGCAAGUGUUGAGUUUGAACAUACAAUUAGCUGAAGCCAAGAAACGUACCGAAGAAGAAGCAGAAGCGACUGCUGCUUUGGAAGAGGCCAGAAAGCGUUGCAUGAAAGAUAUCGAGGCUUUUCAGCGACAAGUUGAGGAAUUACAAGCAGCCAACGAUAAACUAGAUAAAUCGAAGAAGAAAAUUCAGGCGGAAUUGGAAGAUAGCAUCAUCGAACUGGAGGCUCAGCGAGCAAAAGUUCUCGAAUUGGAAAAGAAGCAGAAAAACUUUGACAAGAUGCUGGCCGAAGAAAAGGCCGUAUCUGAGCAAUACGCGGAGCAACGAGAUGCUGCGGAAAGAGAAGCACGUGAGAAGGAGACAAGAGUGUUGUCGUUGACUCGCGAAUUGGACGAACUUAGUGAGAAAGUUGAUGAACUAGAACGAAGCCGUCGAGGCCUACAAUCAGAACUGGACGAAUUGGUUAAUAAUCAAGGCACCGCUGACAAGAAUGUGCACGAGUUGGAAAAAGCGAAACGUGCGCUGGAACAACAACUGGACGAACAAAAAUCGCAAGUGGAAGAAUUGGAGGACGAGCUGCAGUUCACGGAAGAUGCCAAACUGCGAUUGGAGGUAAACAUGCAAGCGUUGCGUGCACAGUUCGAACGUGAUCUUCAAACGAAGGAAGAGCAAGCGGAAGAGAAACGUCGAGGAUUGGUGAAGCAGCUCCGUGAUCUCGAAGCGGAACUCGAGGACGAGAGGAAACAACGCGCUGCUGCUAUCGCGGCGCGUAAGAAGAUGGAAGCUGAUUAUAAGGAUGUAGAGCAACAGUUGGAAAUGCAUAAUAAAGUAAAAGAAGACGCGCUUAAACAACUAAAGAAACUUCAAGCACAGAUUAAGGAUUGCACCAGAGAGACGGAGGAAGCUAGGGCCGCCAGAGACGAGCUAGCAGCUGCUUCUAAAGAAACCGAGAGAAAAGUUAAGAGCUUAGAGGCCGACUUGUUGCAGUUGACAGAAGAUCUUGCCAGCAGUGAACGUGCCAGAAGAAUCGCCGAAAAUGAAAGAGAUGAGCUGCAGGAAGAGAUCAACAACAACGCCAACAAAAUUACCUUAAUGUUAGACGAGAAACGCAGACUAGAGGCAAGAAUCGCUACUCUGGAAGAGGAAUUAGAAGAAGAGCAAUCGAAUGCUGACGCCGUGAACGAACGUGUCAAGAGGCUCGCGAGCCAGGUCGAGCAAUCGCAAGCAGAAGCGACGGCCGAGCGAUCAAUUAUGCAAAAAUUGGAAUCACAAAAGAUGCUGUUGGAAAGACAAAACAAAGAGCUCAAAGCCAAGUUGACCGAGCUAGAAACUGCCCAGCGCGCUAAAACUAAGGCUACGAUACAACAGUUGGAAUCCAAGAUCAAUAAUCUUGACGAGCAACUCGAGAACGAAGCUAAGGAAAGAUUCGCUCAACAAAAGAUCAAUCGUAAACUGGAAAAGAAAUUGAAGGAACUGACUCUACAGUUGGAUGACGAGAGACGAAACUCCGAUCAAUAUAAAGAACAAGCAGAAAAAGUCAAUGCCAGGAUGAAGGCGUUGAAGAGACAGUUGGACGAGGCAGAAGAGGAGAUCAGUAGGCACAAGACCAUGAAGCGGAAAGCGCAGAGAGAAAUGGACGACAUGAUUGAAUCUCACGAAGAGCUCACGCGGGAACUAACACAUCUAAAGAACAAAUUAAGGCCGUACGUAUCUGUAACCUUAGGCGAACGUAAUGAGGCAGUAUUAAAGUAGUGUUUUAUCUUUGAAGGAAGUGAUCAACUUCUGAACAUGUGUAGGUGUCAAGAGAGAAAAAACGAUUGGUAUCCUACCUGAGAGAGUUUUUUGCUAGGAAACAAUCCCAUUACUGUCCCCAGUGUGCUACAGUGAGUUAAACGAGCUCUUUUGGUUAAUUUGAAACCGCUAACCCCGAAAGUAAUAAUCAACUUGGAUUACUACCUUGUGUGAUACCGACAUAUGUACUUCACCUCUGGCAUCCCUUUGAAUGCAGUUGUUUGCGAAUGUGUUUUUCUUUCUUUUUUUUUUCUUUUUUUUAUUUUUUUUUAUCGUUUGUUCGCAAUACGUACCAUUGGUCAAUAAUUCGACAAUGUGCUUUCUAGGAAAUAUAUUAGCCUUCAAUUCGAAUAAAUUUACGGUUUUUUUAAUUUUUAUUUUAAAGAAACGAUUGAUCGUGUAUGGUUUUCCAACGAUUACGCACACGAAAUGACCGACAACAAAUCUUAUCGCCUAAUUA